AGCCGUCAUUACAUACCCCUACUCCGUUGACCGCGUUCCCGUAAGUCUUCAAUGUUUGGCGGAAGAAAUCUUGAUUUGAAGUACAAGUAUUUUGAUAAUAGUUUUCCUUGAUUUUUCUGGUGUGUGUCGCAGUAAUAUGGAUUUUACGGUAUUUCUGAACAGAGAUGAAUUGUUCAAAGCUGUCAUAAGCGAAUUGAAGUCGAUGGGCAUUAAAUUCUUUAAAGAGAAAUUAAAAGCAACACAAAAGAAUACACUUGUUAGUGGAAGUAAACGUAUAUUUCGAGUACCUCUCCAUCACCUAGAACUCUGUGAUGUUAUUCUCGCGAAUGGAAGCGUUGUUCAAAUUCCAAAAUUUGUGGCCGACGCAACCAAUCGAAUAUUAGAACAGGUAGAAACGGAAGGCAUAUUCAGAAAAGCUGGUUCUUCGUUGAGACAAAAAGAAAUUCGGGUAAUUUUGGAGAAUGGCAUCCCACUCGGAAAAUCACAUCAUGUUAUAGAUGUUGCAAAUGUGAUUAAGUAUUUUUUUCGAGAGCUUCCGGAACCACUAAUACCGACAUUUAUACAGGAGACAAUGCUGCGUGCAUUGCUAGCAGGGGAAAAAAAUAAGAAAGCAAUAUUAUUAUCCUGCUUACUUCUUCCUACGCUUACAAUUAAUACCUUGCGGUUUUUUAUGCAGUUUCUUCAAACCGUUUCGCUCAGUGAAAAUGCCAAUAAAAUGUCUGCAGAGAAUUUGGCUAUCAUCCUUACUCCAGGAUUAAUGCCGUUUGGGGACAUUAACAGCCGCCGCUUUAUAAAUCACCUUAAAGUUGUUCAAAUUCUUAUUGAAAAUGCUAACAUAAUUGGCAUUGUUCCAAUAAAUAUUGCACAUAAACUACAACCGAAGGUAACCUCAGAAUCAGAACUUUCGUCAAUUACAUCUGCAAAUUCGGUUGAAAAUAUAAAUACUAAAAAAAAGCAAAAAAGACGCAGCGGUUCGUUAACAAAUAUGUUCAAUGGCUUUAAAAAAUUGGUUGGGUCAGCUAUGGGAAGCACAGAAGAAUUGGAAAAAGGCUUGCAGAAGUGUAAUACCGCCUCAAAUAUUCUAAUGUCUGAUUCUAUAAAUCCAAGUACUCCCUAUAAUAAAUCAAGGAAAAAACGUAAAUUUCCUGAACCAAUGAGCGCUUUUAGCCUGAAAAAGAAGCGUGACUUGUUGGCGCUUCUUCCAAGUAAUAGUGGUGGUUUACUACCGAGCACUCCGCUGAUCAAGAAGACUACAAAACACCGUUCUAGCCUGAACCAUAUUCAAAAGAUUGAGAGUUUAAAUCCACAAAUAUUUGUUUCAUCCAUUGAAAGACGAUGGAGCAUUGUGGGGAGUCCAGAUGAGCAAAAUCUUAAUAAUGCUGAAGGUUCUUCAGAUGAAAAAAGUAAAAAAAACCAGGUGGACAAUAAUGCACUUAAACGGCAAUCAAGUACAGAGGAUGUAAUGAGCGCGCCAUGUUGCCAAGAAAAAUAUACGAAUAAAAUUGAUUAUAUAUGCGAUAAUUUUAAAGACCAUCAUAAUGAAAUUAAGGAUUUAAUUCAAAUUGAAAUCUCUUUAGAAAAAUCCUGUAAUGAUAUGGAAAAUAUACAAAGGAAGUACGAAAGAAUUUUAAAGGAAACCCAGGCAUUGUCGUUACAGAAAAGGGACCUUUUUAUUCGUGAACAAAAACACCUUCGUCGUUCCUGCAACGUGGAUUUACGUUCACCAAGUGCACGUAAAAUUGGAAGCAUAAGACGCAGGGAGACUACUAUGGUAAAGCAAAGAGGAGGGAAUGACAUUAUAAAUAACAACGAUGUUUCUAAUAAAAACACAAACUCCAAAAUUCAUUUAAAGCGAUCACGACAGAGCGUAGGACCUAUUUGUAGUUUUCGGGAGACCACUCAAAAUUAUAAAGAACGCGAAGUUGUUAUUAAAAAUAGCAAUAUGUGGGUACCUGGAGAAAAUUUUUUUGGAGAAGUUCCACUGAAUUCUAAUACAGUAAAUAAUACAAAACAAAAACUAUAUUUUGAAUAUUCAAGGAAUGAUAUUUCCUCCAAAAGGGAUCUGGGUGAAAUAUUUCAUGUUAACAGUUCGGCAUCUUCUCCAAUAGUAAUUAAACAAAAAUCUAUUAAAUCGGCCUCAACAAGUAAAGUACCAUUUGUCAGUCGAAUUCAAAUGUCUGGAACAAUAAAUAAUGACGACAGUGGUCGAGCGUCAAUUAACCAAUUAAGAACCCACAAUGCUGGAAUGGUGAUAGCAAAAGCUAAACUUUUUGAUAGAUUAGGAGCUUGCAACACUGAAAACAAAUAUGGAAUCAGCUAUAAUAAGACAAGACUGUCAACCAAUUCGAUGGAUUCCAGACGUAAAACAAUAAAUGGUGGAGCAGUAAAUUUGGCAGAUAAAUGGUCCAUUUCCAAAAACGUUAAUAAAGUUAAUCGCGAGGAAAAUCAAAUGCAAUCGCGUGGAAAUUCCAAAAUAGGCAGAAUAAAUUAUGAAAAGCCUGUUCCAAAUUAAUUAAUUAUUAAUGCAGUAUUAAAUAAAAAGAUAUAAUGACUCAAAAUGUACUUUUUAUAUAAAAUAAUCAUUACAAUGUAACAUAAGAUAUUUAUAACCAGCCAUUCUCUUCUUUAUCCAAUUAACAGAUUUUAACAUGGAAUACUUAAUCUUUAUAUUUAGCAAAUAUUUUAUUAUUAUUUUUCCCACAUAUCACCGGAAAAUUAACCUCAAUGAACCAAUAAAUAAAAGAGAUAAACGUC
Messenger RNA from Musca domestica (house fly), 2754 nucleotides. RefSeq lists its product as uncharacterized. Lineage: Eukaryota; Metazoa; Arthropoda; Insecta; Diptera; Muscidae. The transcript has 5 exons. The record is from RefSeq and is a predicted model, not a curated record. The coding region runs from base 137 to 2512 and encodes 791 amino acids. Gene Ontology annotation, biological process: signal transduction.